AGUCCCUCCGCCACGCCUGUUCUCUACACUUAGCUUUUCUGUUGCUCCUACCUCCAGUAAGACAUUUUGGUGGGACUGGACAGCUGGAAAAUUAAAUGUGUUGUCCUGCGUAAGAGAAAAGUUGUCAGCUGUUUGGACUAAAGUAGCACAGCCCGUCCACGCCACAUGUCGUUGAUGCCUACGUGUAGUCUCCCUAAAUGCAGGGAAAAGAAGAGGGGAGCUCCAGGUCAGAAGAGGUUGCCAUGGAUGGAUUUCGACAACAAUGCCAGUAUUGAGGAUUUACUGAAACUACUCUCAGGAUCUUUGCACUAUUGUAGAGGUGCACUCUGUGAGGUGCCAUGCAGGUUCAAGUGUUUUAAUGGGAUCAAAACUUUCAGCAGUGAGGAAGGAGUUCGUCACUCACAGAUGCAGCUUCAUCCAACAAAUGUGUGACCAUGGAUCAUGAAGAGGUGGGUCCAGACCAGAGUUCUGCACAGCCACAGGGGGAGGUCUUACCUCCAGGGACCAGUAAAGGGGAACAGCACCAUGAUCUGUUACAACAGCUGCUGGACUCUGAGGCAAAGCUUCAGUCAGCCAACCAGGAGCUGCAGACAAUACGCGUGCAGCAGGCCAGUGAGAUGGAGGAGGUUGAAAGUUAUGUUGCACACAUCCGCGGGUUACUCGAAGAGCGAGAGAGUCUGACUGCAGACUACGAGAGAGACAAUGAACAGCUGCGACUGGAGCUUCAUCACAUCCGACAGCAGCAGGAGACUGAGAGCAAGGAGCUGGCAGAGAUGCUGGCCCAGAAGGACCUCGGGGAGAUCGGCCUGAGCAGCCCCAGUGAACUGGUGGCGUAUUUGCUGGUGGAAAGGGCGACGCUGCUGGAAAGGCUGGAGGAGGCUGAGAGGAGGCUGGAAACCGAGAGCCUCACUGGGAACUUAAGGGAUGUUCACCUCCAGGAGAUGGAGCACUUACGACAGACGGUGGGGGAGAGUCUAUGGCAGCAGAAGGAGGACAUGCAGAAGACGAUGGAUAACAUGACCAAGUGUUCGACUCAGAGUUCAUGGAAGAAACUGUUCGGGCUUCGCAGAUCUGGUCAGAGCAAACACAAUAUUACUCCUGCCCACAGUGAGGAAAUUUCCCAAGAACGAAUUGAGCGUCAGCGUCUGGCGCGGGACCUGGAGGAGGCAUCGAGGAGGCUGGCCUUGGCUCAUCAGGACAUCCGUAGACUCACCAAUGAGCUGGAUGCUGCCAAAAACAACAACCUGGACCCCUGUGGAUUUGAGCUUGAGGGGACAGUCCAAGAAGUAGAAAAUCUGAAAAAAGAAGUGGACAAACUCAAACUUAGUGACAUGAUGAAGCUGCAUAAAGCCAAAGAGCAAAAUGACAGACUGGAUGGUGAAAACAGAGCCCUGAGGGAGAGAGUGCGUACUUUAGAGUUUGACAAGAAAAAUCUACUGGAACGGCUGGCAAAAAACAGUGACCACGAUGUGUCAGCCAAAGAGGAUCGACAGGACAAGGGCAUUAGCAACGAAGCACAAAAUAAUUCAUCCAACCUGUCGUCCCCAGAACAGGAACAUCUUCACAAACGGUGUCAGGCAGCACUGGAGGAUGGGCUCGUACAGGUGAGGGAGCUGCAGCGGCAACUCCAGAGACAACGCAAGGAAAAGGAGGAGCUGGAGGAGAGGAAUGAGGAGCUGGAGGCGCUGGUGGGGGAGGCUCAAAACGCCAGCAAGGAGGAGAGACAACGCCAUGAAGGAGAACUGGAAGGACUGCACCGGAGGAUGAAAAGCCUUGAAGCUGAGCUGAGGAAGCAGGACGGACAGGAAAAAGUUGUGAAGAAUGGAGAGGAGGUCAAAGCCACUGAGUCCUACUUACAGCUGCAUCUGAGAGACAGCAGCCAGGAGAGACUGGCUCUACUCGAGGCUCGUCUGACUGAGGAGAAAGACUGGAGGAAGCAGCUGGAGGUCGACCUCAGCGCCGCUCAGGCCGCACUCAAAAAGGACAAGGAGGCUCUACAGAUCGGUGAGCGAGAGCUGAAGAAACUGAGAAUGGAGGUCAACAGCCUUCAGACUGAGUGCCAACAGGGGAAAACGCUUAUCAAGAGCCUUACCCAGGUCAAGGGAGAAAAAGCAGUUCUGGAGGAAAAGGUGGCUCAGAUGGAGCGAGGCCAAAACCGGCUACAGGCGGAGCUGGAGCGCUACAAAGAAAAUGACCGAACAAAGGAAGGCCUGAGGGAAAACCACCGUCAGGUCGACCAGCUUCAGGAGCAGACUGACCGACUGACCGCUGAGCUCGGUAGCCUACAGACAGCGCAUGACACUCUGAGGGAUGAGAUGGUUUCUGAGCGGCGUCAGACGGCCGAGCUCCAGGCCAAGCUGAGCUCCACCGUCCAGGAGAAGCUGGUCGCCGAAGGGGAGAGGGAGAGACUGGAGCUGGAGGUGCAGCACAUCAGGGAGCAACUCAAACUGCAGAAAGAGCAGCUCGAAUCUGCAAAGGAAGCACUUUCUAACAGCCAGAAGCACGAACGGCACACGGGUCAAACGGAGGCGAGGCGUAGUCCAGUGAAGGAGACCAGCGAUGUAGGCUUGGAUCAGGUUUUAAGCAUGAAGCAGGAAGUGGAUCAUCUGCAGUCCAUAUUAGAGGAGCAGCGUCACGUGGCCUCUCAGCACCAGCUGGCUCUGCAAGUCCAGGUCAACGAAGCCCAGGCUCACAUCAAGUCCCAGGACUCGGUUCUGAGCCAAAGGGCAGAAGAGGCUAAACAGAUGAAGCAGGAUCUGCAGAGAGCCCAGAGCCUGUUCACCUCAGCAGAGAGAGAGCUACGCUACGAGAAGGAGAGGAACAUGGACCUGAAGAGACACAACACCCUGCUGGAGCAAGAAAAACUCAAGCUUUGUGCCGAGCUGAAGCAGGUCCAGACCAAGUUGGUCAACGUGGAGCAGAGCGUCCAGACUCUGGCCUCAGAGUGUGAACGUCAGCAGCAGAGGAUCAGAGAACUGGAGCUCGAACUGGCACGAAACUCCUCCAACCGCAGCACCAACACCAGUCUACAAGAGGAUCUGCAGGCCGAGAGGGCGCGGCUCAUCGCUGCCGACAAGAAGGUGUUGGAGCUGCAGCAGCAGCUGAAGAAUGCCCAACACCAGCUGAGGGUGGAGGAGGCCCGGGCCGGGGAGAGCAGCCGCCUGGAGAGGGACAGCAGGGAUCUGUCUGACACUCUGUCAGCGCUACGAGCACAGCAGCAGGAGGAGCACAUUACCAGGAAGCUGUUGGAGCAGAGAGAGGAGGAGUUGCAGCAGCAGGUGCGUUCACUGAGGCUGAAGGAGGCGUCUCUGACCAGGACCAACUCAGAACUCAGUCAUCGCGUUCAACAGCUCGACACCCGUCUGGCCAUACAGGAGGCAGAGCUCAGCAAAGCCAGAGAAGAGGUUAGAGAGAGCCAAAAGUCUAUCCACAAACUGCAGGAGGAGUUGGCAGCCAGUCAGCAGGAGUGCGACCGAAUCCAAGGAGAGCUGCAGGAAGUCCUCCUCCAACUGGACUCGUAUGUCAGGAAGUACAAUGAAAAGCAGAGUCAGCACAAGACCAAGCUCCGUCAGGCCAAGCAGGUUUUCCUGAAGGCCACGGCACAGAGGGACCGAAUCAUCCAGAAGCUGGAGAACGACCUGACACUGGCCUCCAGCCUCUCGCACAAGGAGAGGGAGAGGACCGACACAGUGAUACAGGAAAACGAGAAGCUUCUGGAGGAGAGGAGGGAGCUUUUGCAGAAGAUAAGCGAGGCAGAAGAAAUGGGCAGCAAAGGCAUGAGGACGGCCUCCACCGUUGGACACAAGGUUAAUGUCCUGGAGGUGGAGAACAGACAGUUACAGGACCGAACCCUGAAGCUUUCCAAUCAGGUCUGUACCUUAGAACGUGCCCUGAGGAACGUCCAGUCCUUCUACAGCCUGGAGAACGCCAAGAAACUCCCCCCUGAAAGUCUGAGUGAUGGCGUGCUGCAUACCUCUGCUCUAAGUUUGACGACAGGAUCGUGUGACAAACUGGACAUCCUGGACGCCAUCUGCCGCGUGAAGGUGGGCGAGCGCGCGGUGACGGACGGCACCCGGGCGUCGGUCUCCGCCCACCACGUUUCAGAGCAGAGCUACCUGAACCUCACCUCCCCUGUGUUCCCUCCAGACGCCAAAGCCACAGAGGACCCGUCCAAAAACAGCGACCAAUCGUGAGAAGAGGCAGGUUUUACAGUCAUACAAGCACUAAAAAUAAACCAAUCAACAGGUUCCUACUGUAGCCUAAGCCAUUUUUCAAUGAAGGCAAAAAAA
This is a messenger RNA of Sphaeramia orbicularis (orbiculate cardinalfish), 4289 nucleotides long. It is a transcript of the gene ccdc30, whose product is annotated as coiled-coil domain containing 30. The record is from RefSeq and is a predicted model, not a curated record. The transcript has 29 exons. Lineage: Eukaryota; Metazoa; Chordata; Actinopteri; Kurtiformes; Apogonidae. Bases 435 to 4193 code for a protein of 1252 amino acids.